CGUUCGGCUCGGCUCUCAACGCUAUUUUCCGCAGCUCCUAUCAGUUCUUUAUACUUUACUAUAUUCUCGGUAAGAGCCUAAAAAUGGACUUCUUGACAUGCGAUAAGAAAACUAAGCCAGAGCCAAUGCCAAUGCCAUUGCCAGCGACAAGCACAACGGCCAAUGAGCGUAAAGCGCUUGUGGAUCUUCACAAAUCAGCUCUUUUUGGCGAAAGUGAACCAGAUAUGGAAGAUGCCAUGUCUGUUGAUACCCUGGAGUAUGAAAUGGAGUCUACCAUAUGUUCUAGCGGUCUUUGCGAGCUACCCACACGCAAUACCAGCUUGACAACAGUGUGCAGCUCGUUUCCUCUGACAGCACGCAUUGAGAGUCGCCACAACUGGACGCUGGACACCGUGGAGAGCGAUUCGCAGCAGGAGCAACCAAGACAGCCGCAGGAGCACAGCAAAGGACUCAGUCUACCGCCGAACUCAGCAGGAAUCUGCUGUCGCGUGUGGAACCCUUAGCCUGCUGGAAUCGCACGAGGCUGGCGAGUUCGAUGUGGAGGCACAGAUCGAACCAACAAUAUUAAACACCAAUGGUGCAUCCAAGGCCAGCUGGUGCUAGGGCCAAUAUAACGUUUGAAACAGACACACACAUGGACAGCAGUGGAGUAUCGAGCAUAUACGCUUUUGCAUUUGGCAGCGAGAAUUCGACAGACUGGCUGGAUUAAAUGUCUUUGCAAAACCCCAAAGAACUUACGUUACAGCACAGGAUUUCUGAAAUAACUCUGAUAAAAAUUCGAAUAUGUAUAGCUUUAAAUAUAACACUUUUCAGAAUAUUGAGUAGAUCUUUAAA
Messenger RNA from Scaptodrosophila lebanonensis, 834 nucleotides. RefSeq lists its product as uncharacterized. The record is from RefSeq and is a predicted model, not a curated record. The coding region runs from base 84 to 503 and encodes 139 amino acids. Lineage: Eukaryota; Metazoa; Arthropoda; Insecta; Diptera; Drosophilidae. The transcript is spliced from 3 exons.